Messenger RNA from Sinocyclocheilus anshuiensis, 13302 nucleotides. RefSeq names its product lysosomal-trafficking regulator-like. Gene Ontology annotation, molecular function: protein binding. NCBI's taxonomy places the organism in Eukaryota, Metazoa, Chordata, Actinopteri, Cypriniformes, Cyprinidae. The record is from RefSeq and is a predicted model, not a curated record.
UGCUUGUGUACAUGUUAGAAGGAAGACCGGAGACGAGGCAGUAACGGUUUUAACGGACUUCACAUCUCCUAACGUUAAUCCGGAUGGACGCCUAAUGAAAUGAUGUGCCGUUCCCGCUCACGCAGCUCGGAUUUCACCGCUGGAUUUUAGAGCUUCGGUCGCUGCUGUGGAUGAACCGGAGCCGGUGGCGGUCAGCGGGACAUGGCCAGCUCACACCUGGCUGAUCUGUCCCAGGCCUGGGAGAACUACAUGGACUGCCGCGCGCAGGGCGCAGAUCUGCAGGUCAGUCUUCAGUGUUUGGAGAGUUUUCUCUGCACGUUUCACUGUGUGCGACAACUCGGUGACCCGAGAGCAAAGGAUGCGCUCAAAUUCUGCUCGGACAUGAGUGGGGCCAGUAACACCCUGGCACGGGAGUUCCUGACGGAUGUGCACCAGUUGUGUAGUGCGGUGGCCCAGCGGGCCGAGGACGAGGAGGAGAGUCACAUGGUGGCGCUGGGAGAGUAUCUGGUGCGGGGACGCGGGUUCCUGCUUCUCAGCACCCUGGACUCUGUCAUUGACCAGGAGUUGACCUGUCGGGAAGAGCUGCUUACACUUUUGUUGUCUCUGCUACCUCUGGUCUGGAAGAUUCCUGUUCAGGAGGAAAAAGCCCCAGAUUUCACCCUGCAUUCACUACUAGAGGUGUUUCUAUGCCAAGAGGGAAGGACCAUCCCUCAAAAGGCGGGGCAAGAUAGAUGUGAUGUGCAGAACUCUGGGAAGCGUUUAUCUGGCUCCUGGAAGUCACGUCGUUCACGAAGGACAGCUCAGCGAUACUCUGUGAGGGAUGCACGCAAAUCUCAGCUUUCCACAUCAGAUUCUGAAGCCAACUCGGAUGAUAAGACCACAAAUACUGGGAGCAAACAUCGCCGAUUCCACAGUUCGGCCAUUCGUGUUAGUUGCCAGCUCCAUCAGUCCAACAAUCCAUCACAGCCAGCAUCGCAACAUCCCACUCUCGAUGCCAUGGGCACCAUUGAGCCUUCCCAACCUCACAUGAGACUGGUUGGAUCUCACACUCUAGAUCCUAACAUGCUAACAGACCCCACUACUCUCUCCAUCUUCAACCGCAUGGAGAACUCGCCUUUUGACCUUUGCUAUGUUCUACUUUCUCUUCUUGAAAAAGUCUGCAAAUUCGACAUGACCAUCAAUCAUAACCCAGGCUUGGCGGUCAGCGUUGUUCCCACGCUCACAGAGAUACUCACAGAGUUUGGUGACUGCUGUGGUCCCAGUGGUGGUGGUGGGAUCGAUGAGCUAGCUGGAGGCUGGACUGAGGAGCCAAUUGCACUUGUUCAAAGGAUGCUUUUACGCACCAUUCUGCACUUGAUGUUUGUAGAUGUGGGUCAAAAUGAGACACUGCCUGAUAAUCUGCGUCGAAGCUUGACUGACCUCCUCAGAGCAACUUUAAAGAUUCGUACCUGUUUAGAAAGGCAAGCUGACCCUUUUGCUCCAAGGCCAAAGAAGACUCUGCAGGAGAUACAAGAAGAUUUUUCCUUUUCAAGGUACCGUCACCGGGCCUUGCUACUGCCUGAACUCUUGGAGGGUGUCCUGCAGCUACUACUAGGUUGCUUACAGGCCUCUGCUCCCAACCCUUUCUUUUUCAGUCAGUCUCUUGAGUUAGUUCAUGAAUUUGUCCAACACCGUGGCUUGGAGCUCUUUGAGGCAACAGCUCUGCGCCUUGAGGCCUUAGCAGAAGCUCAAGAUUCAGAAGUCGGCAAUGAGGCAUCAGAGCAUCUGCGUUGUCUAAUAGCUGAUGUACUUAAGAUAAUCAGUGCUGUCAAGAGGGCCAAGUCAGAGCAGCUACACCAGUCUGUUUGUGCACGUCGUCGACACCGUCACUGCGAAUACUCCCACUUUUUGCACCAUCACCGUGACCUCUCAGGACUACCGGUAUCCGCUUUCAAGCAAGCAGCCCGACGUAAUCCUUUUGAGGAGAUCUCAGAGGGUCAUGACGGAGAAGUGCGGUACCCCGAACGCUGUUGUUGCCUUGCAGCUUGUGCCCACCAAUGCUUGCGUCUUUUCCAGCGCUUGUCACCAUCAGGUCCUGCUGUGCUGCAGGUACUGGCUGGAGUGCAAGCUGCUGGCAUCUGUUGCUGCAUGGACCCGAGGUCUGUAAUUGGACCAAUGCUCCAGGCAUUUCAGGCUCCAGGACUUCGGAGCUACCAGUCCCAUGUGUUGAGUGUCCUUACUAGACUAGUCUUAGAACAGCUUGGAGGUGGUCAACCUUCCGAAAAGGCCACGCUUGCCUCCUGCAACAUUUGCACUUUGGAUAGUAGCCAGUUACCUGGCCUUGAAGAGACUCUGCAGGGCUAUGGACCUAAGAAAGAAUCGAACUUAUCCACGUCCCCAUCUCCCUCUUAUCGUUCCCAAGGUAUCCUGCCCAGUGGAGGAGCUGAAGACAUGCUAUGGAAGUGGGAUGCUUUAGAGGCCUAUCAAGAAAUUGUGUUUGGGGAAGACUGGCAUUUGAGUCAACAAAUUGCCAGUCAUGUAUGUCAGUUGACUUUACGAGGCAAUGCAGUAGUGCAAUGGCAACUCUACACUCAUAUUUUUAAUCCAGUGCUUCAGCGGGGUGUGGAACUAACCCAUCAUGCCCAGCAACUUGGUGUGUCAACUACGUGUAGCCAAGUCUGCAGUUACCAUACCCAUUGCCUCCCGGUUGAGGUACUACUGGUUUAUCUUCAAGCUCUGCCUGCUCUGCUGAAGUCAAGCCGGGUGGUACGGGACCUGUUCCUGAGUUGUAAUGGACUGAACCAAAUCACAGAGUUGAUCUACUUGGACUGCACUCGUCCGUGGGCACUGAAAGCGUUCGAGACACUUAUCUUGAAAGCGUGGCACCAUCACAUGGAUUCUGCUGUGCAUGAGCUAGAAAGAGCGGAAGCUCAGGAGAGGGAAGCUGUUCUUGGGCUUGUAGAGGAACUAAAUUCACGUGGGGCUGGUGAUGGACCUCAGAGCCUCACUAAGUUUUAUGAAGGCCUGAAAGAGGCAUGCCCUCACCCAAAGGGCAAAAGUGCAUUCUCUGCAGUAGCGCGUAACCGAGGCGAGGCGCAUUUGAAUAAAAUCAACCUUUUUCUGUGUGUAGCCUUCUUAUGUGUAAGCAAGGAGGCAGACUCUGACAGAGACUCUGCAAAUGACUCUGAAGACACCUCAGGCUAUGAUAGUACAGCUAGUGAACCAUUGGGUGGACGACUGCCCUGCCUUUCCCCAGACAGUGUUGCUCUUCCCUCUAAAGAACAGAUAAGGAGGGCUGCCGAUGUUUGGUCAGUAUGCCGUUGGGUGUACAUGGCCAGUCCAGUAUUCCAGAGGCAGUUCUUUAGACUGGGAGGUCUAGAUGUCUGUUCGCGUCUAAUGACAAUGGUGAUCCAGAAACUCACAUCUAAAAACAAAGACUGUAAAUUUAAGAAAAAGAGAGAGAGUAAGGGCAAAAGCAGUCCAUCUCAUGUAGACUCUCCCACUCAAGCUCUUGCAGGACAGUUUGAUAAUAUAGCGACAGCCGCUGGUACAGAGAAAUCCCACCAGCACAACACUUUCAGCCCCUCUCAGGUCGAGAGCAAGUCAAGUGACCCAACACACAGGCUUGAAGAGGAAUGGCCUCUCCAGAGCAUCCGACUGCUGGAGGCACUUUUGGCAAUCUGCCUCCACAGUGCCAAUUCAGCCCUUCAGAGACUUGAACCAGACCUAUCCUUUCAGCUGCAGUCUGUGGAGGAGACGCUGUGUGAGGUCCGGGAUCAACUCUCUCGAUCUGGAGUUGUGAAUUCUGAACUAGCAGUUCCUCUGUUUGAUUCCUUACUCCGUGUGGCACUGGCUGAGAUGUUCUGCAGUCCAGAUGUCAUCGAGGAGAAACCUGACAAGAAGUCUCAGGUCAGCAGUGAGGUGGCACCUCCAGCAGGUGAUCUGUCAGAGGAGGUGGAUGAAGCUCAGGUGAGUGGCGCUCCAACCUUGGGAGAAGAGGAAGGCUAUGAGGCAGACAGUGAAAGUAACCCUGAGGACUCCACCCGUCAGGAGGAAGGGAUAAGGGUGGAGGCUGGAGUCUCGUCGGGGGAAUGUACGUUAGGAAUGGCAGGAGUGCCUCAGGGCUCCGGCCACGGCCGUCUGCUGUUCCCGGAGAUCUGCUUGAUGGAGCUGCAGCUGUUAGCCAGUGGCUCUCCAGACCUGGAGGUUUUGGGCCAUGUUUUGCAGAGCCUGUUAGGAGCCGUGAAAGGCCACCACAACAACGCAGCGUUGCUCUACCAGCAGGGUGGUGUGAAAGCUAUUCUCACUGGAUUUCAGAACAUUCUCAGCCAAUCAGAUGCCUCCUAUAAAGGUGUAUAUUAUUUAUACUUAAAUUAUGCACAUUUCCUCUAAUUAUCAUCACUGCAAUGUGCCCAGAUUUUUUUAAAUACAAAUUUAUUUUAUAAAAAUAUGUAUUAUUUUAUAAAUAUAAUAAAUUUAUAAAUAAAUUCUUUAUAAAUAAUUUUGCUCUACUUCAUGUCCUUUCCCAUGAUCCCUGGCGCAGGGGUCCCUGGCUUGAGCUCCUCCCCUGGGAUGAGGCCUCAUGGGACAGCUGGUGGUAAGGGUGGAGUAAACACUCUUUUGAGGGGUAAAUUACCCCUGGGCCGUGGUGAAGCAGACCUGAGCAGGCCCGGUCAUCUGCGCAGCUCUCCCUGGCAUACGGCACCCUUCCACCUGCCUCUGGUGGGACAGAACUGCUGGCCUCACAUGGCGAGUGGCUUCAGUGCCUCACUGUGGGUACGAGUGGGGAAGGAUGAGGACGGGCGUUACAAGAAGGAAGAGGAGGCCCUGCAUGGUCCCGCUCAUGUCCCGGAGCAGCAGACAGACAGAUGCCUCCUCCAUGUCCUCUCCAUGGGCUCUAAGGCACUGAUGCUUCAGGUGUGGGUGAACAUCUCCACCGGAGCCUUUACAUUCAGGAUCUGCAUCGAUCCAAAUGACGAGAUGAAGGCGGGUCUGCUGGCCCAGGCUGAGUCUGGAGAUGGUGUGCUGACAGCAGGCAGGUGGCAGCACUUGGCUCUCACGUACUCGCAGCAGCCCGAGGGCAAGAAGAACAUCCACGGUCAGCUGACCCUCUGGGUGGGCGGCAUUAGGAAGUGUGACGUCUCGCUAGACUUUACUCUGCUCAGGAAGUCCAGUUUGUCAUCAGACAGUAAUAAGACCUACUGUAUGCUUGGACACUAUCAGCACCCCUCAGAGGAGCAGGCCAGCCCAAGUGCACGCUGGGAUAUGGGCACGCUGCUGCUCUUUAAUGGCUCCAGAAUUGACACAGCGGAGGCAUUUUGCCUGUAUGCCAGCGGUCCUGACCUCACCUCCAUCAUGCCCUGCAAGUACGGCAAGCCUCACGGGACACUGUCCAAGUACGUGACACAGGAGGGUCUUCAGUGUGAGCAGAUACGAGAGCUCCUCAUGAGGAAUACAGACGUCGACAUCGCACCUCUUAUUGAGAGUUUAGCAGUAGUUUAUGCCCCCAGCACGCCGUCUCUCUACACCAUAUAUGAGCCGGUGAUCCGUCUGAAGGGCCAGGCCAAGUCAGCGGUGGCUUCCCAGCGGCCCUUCAGUGCCAAAGAGGUCCAGAGCUUCAUCCUGGAGCCUCCUUUCUUCAGGACCAUGAUGCCCUGCCAGGCUCUCGGUCUACACAGCGUCCUGCACAAGAUCGGAGGCACCGGCGCUUUUGUCUUCCUGUUCGCUCGGGCGGUGGAGUUGAGCGACUGUGAGAAAACUCAAGCUCUGGCGCUGCAGCUGCUGCUGUCUCUGGUUAAGAACAACCAGCAUCGCACUCAUGAGAUGGAGUGUUACCACGGCUAUUCCAUGAUUCACCAGGUUCUCAUCAAGCCCAAGUGCAUUGUGGGAUACCACAUUCUGAAGACGCUGUUGGACGGCUGCUGCAGCGGGCCAAUCCUGACGAUCGGAGAAGACGGACAGUUUCAUCUGGAUGCUGAAUCCACUGUGGUGCUGCAAGAUCUCAGACUGCUGUCUGAAAUACUGCUGGACUGGAAGAUAUGGGCCAAAGCGCAGUGUGGCGUGUGGGAGACGCUGCUGACUGCUUUAGAGAUCCUCAUCCGGGUGCAUCAUCCUCAGCAGAUGUUCAACAUUCGACAGCUCCUCAAGGCCCAGGUGGUUCAUCGCUUCCUGCUCGCCUGCCAGGUGCUUCAGGAGCAUCGAGACGAGUACCUGACCUCCAUCCCGCAGGAGGUCUGCCUCUCGUUUGUCAAAAUCAUCCAGGAGGUUCUGGGGUCUCCUCCGGACCUGGACCUGCUGCGGCUGGUCUAUAAUUUCCUGUUGGCCGUUCACCCCCCCACCAACACUUACGUGUGCCACACGCCCACCAGCUUCUACUUCUCUCUGCACAUCGAUGGUAAGCUGUACCAGGAGAAGGUUCAGUCUAUGAUGUACCUGCGGCACUCCAGCAGUGGAGGGAAAUCAGCCUGCAGCUCUGUGCUUUCACUCUCUCCCUCCGUCUUCACAGAGACGCCUGCCGAAGUGCGCCACACUUCCUCCCCUGAGCAUGGUGAUGAAGAUCUGUCACUGCGGCCCCCAAGCAUUGGCCCGUCUCCGCACUCUUCUCCGGCUCUGACACCCCGUCUGACCCAUGGGAGUGUGAUGGGGACCACUGAGCCUGAGGGGACAUCCCUGAGUACCCAGCAUGCCCUGGGCAGCAUGGAGACCCUGAAGCGGACCGGAGACGAGCAGCUCCUCAGCAGCUGUGAGUCGGCAAAGACAAUAUGUGACUCUCAGAACGUGGGCGGUGAUGAGGAGAGCAGCGUCACGGGAAACCGAACGCCCUCCAUCAGCGUAGAGGAGGAGCAUGACGGCCCAGCGGGCAGCCCGGUGGACUCUGAGGACCAUUUCAGUUGGACCAGCGAGGAAGCGCCACGCCGACCGGACAGCCUGAAGGGAAUCCAGUCCUUCCAGAGGAGCCACAGUAACCUGGCCAGUCUGGGUUUGGCUUUUCCCGCACAGAACGGCUCUCUGACUAUUGCUCGCUGGCCCACCGUGGCUGACCGUGCCGCUCCACCGGACGACUGGGAAAGUUACACCUACUCACCCGGGUAUGACAGACACAGCAAGGCGGACUCCAGUAAUGACAGAUCCAGUGCUGAAGACUGUCUGGUUCUGAUCUGCUGCGGUCUGUACGAUCUGCUGAGAGGGGUUCUGCUCCUGCUGCCGGACCUCCUGCUGGAGGAGGUGAUGGACAAACUCGUCCAGCCGGAGGCUCUUCUCGUUCUGGUCAACCACUCUUCUCCUCUCAUACAGCAGGGCGUCUUGAAGCUCCUGGACGCCUACUUUAGCCGCACUCAGAAAGAGCAGAAGGAGAAGUUCCUGAAGAAUCAUGGGUUUUCACUGCUGGCCAAUCAGCUGUACCUGCACCAGGGUUCACAGGGUCUGCUGGAGUGUUUCCUGGAAAUGCUGUUCGGACGACCGGUCGGGAUCGAGGAAGAUCUGGAUCUGGAGGAUAUGGAGAGCAUCUCCCCGUUCAGGAAGCGCUGUAUCAUCCCUGUGCUGGGUCUGCUGGAGAACUCUCUGUACGAGAACUCACUCGUGCACAACGGCCUGUGUCUGCUGCUGCAGCUGCUCAACGCCUGCCCGAAGCUGGCUGACAUCCUGCUGGACCACGGCUUGCUCUACGUGCUCUUCAACACGCUGUCCACCCUCAACGGCCUGGAGAACGGGAUUCCUCCGAAUGACUACAAGCUGGUGGUGUGUGACAUUCAGCAGCUGCUGGUGGCCGUCACCAUCCACUCCUGCAGCUCCUCAGGAUCUCAGUACUUCCGCAUCAUUGAAGACCUGAUCACCCUGUUGGGCUACAUGCAGACCAGCAAAGUUCGGCGCACACAGGAAAUGGCCACAGCACUGCAGUUCCGUUUGAUCCAGGCAGCCAUCGAUUUCAUUAAGACCACAGCCAAUCAGGACCCUCAGAAAUCCAGCAGCUACGUUCACGUGCCUACUUCACCGCAUCACGCUCUACAGCAGAAACGCAAGAGUAUCGCAGGUCGGAGGCGGUUCACGGUGGCCCAGUCAGACUCGCUGCUGACGCGAAUGCGCUCGGUGGCCAGCGAUGAGCUUAACCAGAUGAUGCAGCGCAGGAUGAGUCAAGAAAACCCCAUCAGAGCCAGCGAGACUGAGCUGGUCCAGAGACUGCAGAGACUCGUGGUUCUGGCUGUUAACAGACUCAUCUAUCAAGACAUCAGCCAGGAUUUCUUUGACUUCCUGAACUUUCCCGAGUCUCCUGAUCACUCGAUGUCCAUGCCGUUACCUGGCGAGCAGACGACCGAUGAGAACGGCUCCACGCCGUCCACCCCGAUCCCACCGGGCAACAUGAAGAUCUUCUGCAAAGAUAUUCUCAAACUAAUGAUGGAGGGCAUAAAGAUAGCCUUGGGCAGCACCAGUCGUGGUGGUGCUCCUCGCCAGCAGUGGAAGCGAAUCCUCUGGUCCUGUCGCGACACGUUCAGGGUUCAGAUCGGCCGCAUGCUGGUGCACAUGCUCAGCCCCGCAGUUCCUCUGGAGGACAGGAAGGAGGCACUAGAGUUUGUCCACGAGCAGAGCUACUCCGAGAUCCUCAGAGAAAGCCUGAGUCCCGGCCUCGAGCACGGGCCCAAGCUGGCUCUGUAUCUGUACGAGCUGUUACACGAUCACAAAGACGCCCUGAGCAAAGAAGAACAGGCGGCUGCCAACACCUUUAUGACGGCGCUGAAACUCUGCGGCCACCGCUGCAUCCCACCCAGCGCUCCCGCCAAACCAGACCUCCUCAAAGCCAUCAAAGAGGAGCAACUGAAAUACGAGUCAGAGGCAAGAACCAGCAAAGGAGCCUGGGAAAAGAAGCUGGCCAACACGCAGAGGAGCUUGUUGCAGAGGCUGGAUGGGAAGUCGAAGGACAUCUCGAAGAUUGCCGCUGACGUCACCCAGAACGUGUCUCUCAGGCAGGGCAUGGAGCGGAAGAAGGUCAUGCAGCACAUCAGAGGCCUUUACAAGACCGACUUGAGCGCCAGCCGCCACUGGCAGGAGCUCGUGCAGCAGCUCACUCACGACCGGGCGGUGUGGUAUGAUCAGUUAUCUUACCCCACUUCCUGGCAGCUGGAUCCCACCGAGGGGCCCAACCGAGAGCGGAGACGCCUGCAGCGCUGCUACCUGACCAUCCCUAACAAAUAUCUGCUGAAAGACCGACGCAAACUAGACGAUGCCAUCAAGGCUCCUCUGGCCUUCCUGUUUGAGGACAAAACUCACUCCUCUUCAUCCAUAGUGAAAGACAAAGCCACCAGUGAGCCCAUCAGGUUUACGAGAAAGUGUGUAAGUGUGGCGCCCUCUAGAGAGACGGCAGGAGAGCUGUUGCUGGGAAAAUCUGGGAUGUACUUUGUCGAGGAUAAUGUUGCUGAGACACUUGAUAACCAAAGUCCUCAUGGAGAGACGGAACCGGCCUCCUUCUCCUGGACGUAUGAGGAGAUAAAGGAGGUUCACAAGCGCUGGUGGCAGCUCAGAGACAAUGCUAUGGAGAUCUUCCUCACCAACGGCAGGACGCUGCUGCUCGCGUUUGAUACCACCAAGUACCGUGACGACGUCUACCACAACAUCCUGAGCUCAGAGCUGCCCAACCUGCUGGAGUACGGGAACAUCUCUGCCCUCACGCACCUGUGGAGCUCAGGACAGAUAACCAACUUCGAGUACCUCACCCACCUCAACAAGCACGCGGGCCGCUCCUUCAACGACCUCAUGCAGUAUUCCGUCUUCCCCUUCAUCCUGCGAGACUACACCAGUGAGACGCUGGACCUGCAGGACACCUCCAUUUACAGGAACCUCAGCAAACCCAUCGCGGUGCAGUCUAAAGAGAAGGAAGACCGUUAUGUGGACAAUUACAGGUACCUGGAGGAGGAGUAUAAGAAAGGCAAGAGAGAGGACGACCCCAUGCCCCCCGUCCAGCCCUAUCACUACGGCUCUCACUACUCCAACAGCGGCACCGUCCUGCACUUCCUCGUCCGGCUGCCUCCCUUCACCAAGAUGUUUCUGGCCUAUCAAGACCAAAGCUUUGAUAUUCCUGACCGAACGUUCCACUCCAUGAACACCACGUGGCGUCUGUCAUCAUACGAGUCCAUGACGGAUGUCAAAGAGCUCAUCCCAGAGUUCUUCUACCUGCCCGAGUUUCUGGUCAACAGAGAAGGUUUUGACUUUGGCGUGCGGCAGAACAGCGAGCGGGUGAACCACGUGAAUCUGCCGCCGUGGGCCAGGAAUGACCCGCGACUCUUCAUCCUCAUCCACAGACAGGCUCUGGAAUCGGAUCAAGUUUCGCAGACGCUCUGCCAGUGGAUUGACCUGGUGUUUGGACUCAAGCAAAAGGGCAAAGCUGCAGUCCAGGCCAUCAAUGUCUUUCAUCCUGCAACUUAUUUUGGCAUGGAUGUAUCUGCUGUUGAAGACCCUGUGCAGCGUCGGGCUCUAGAAACUAUGAUCAAGACGUACGGCCAAACACCCAGACAGCUGUUUAACGCCUCGCACAUCAGCCGAGCCGGAACCAAACUCCUAUCAGAGGCAGAACUGCCUGCAGCCAUGGGCCUCCUGGUGCAGCUGGCCUUCAGAGAGAGCCGCGAGCAGCCCAAAGAAACCAUCUACCCGAGUCCUCUGCCGUGGAUAAAGGGCUUGAAAUGGGGCGAGUAUGUGGGAUCCCCCAGUGCUCCGGACCCCGUGGUCUGUUUCAGUCAACCUCACGGCGAACACUUCGGCUCCCUGCUGGCGCUGCCCACACGUGCCAUCUGCGGCCUCUCGCGCAAGUUCUGCCUCAUGAUGAUCUACAGCAAAGAGCAAGGUGUAAGGAGCAUGCAUAGCACCGACAUACAGUGGUCGGCUAUUCUGAGCUGGGGUUACACCGACAACAUGCUGCGUCUGAAGAGCAAACAGAGCGAGCCGCCCAUCAACUUCAUCCAGUGCUCACCGCUGCACCAGGUGACUAGUUGUGCCUGGGUGCCGGACAGUUGUCAGCUGUUUACAGGCAGUAAGUGUGGAGUCAUAACCGCCUACAGCAACCGCUUCACCACCACGAUGCCGACAGAGAUGGAGGUGGAGACGCAGCUUCACCUGUACGGUCACACGGCGGAGGUCACGGGCCUGUUCGUCUGUAAACCCUUCAGCAUCCUCAUCAGUGUCAGUCGAGACGGGACCUGCAUCCUGUGGGACCUCAACAGGUUGUGUUACGUACAGAGUCUCACAGGUCAUAAGAGUCCAGUGAACGCAGUGUCAGCCAGUGAGACGACAGGAGACAUCGCCACAGUGUGUGAUUCAGUGGGUGGAGGAAGUGAUCUGAGGCUGUGGACGAUCAACGGAGAUUUGAUUGGUCACGUUCACUGUCGAGAGAUCAUCUGUUCGGUGGCGUUCUCCAAUCAGCCGGAGGGAGUGUCGGUCAACGUGAUCGCUGGCGGCAUUUUCAGGUUGUGGAGCACAUGGGACCUGAAGCCAGUCAGAGAGAUCACCUUCCCAAAAUCCAACAGGCAUAUCAUAAGUCUCACGUUCUCGUGUGACGGUCAUCACCUCUACACGGCUAACAGCGAGGGCACGGUGAUCGCGUGGUGCCGUCGAGACCAGCAGCGCUUGAAGCUGCCCAUGUUUUACUCGUUCCUCAGCAGCUAUGCUGCAGGCUGAUCCUGCGUCACGCCGCUCGUUACCCACACAGGAUGGAAGUUGAGAGCGACCCCGCCGACCCAGGAAGAGGAGGAGCCAGCAUGCACAAAGCCCCGCCCACGAUCAUCACAGAACCCGCCCCUGAAACACCAUAGGAACGGACGCCACUUGUACCAUAAAGAGCAGGGGCUCCUGAGGCAGCGCGAACGCAGGCCUUUCCCCGCAUCAUUUCUCCUCGUCUGUUUUGACUGAUUCAUGUAGUAUUUGUGUUGUUGAUUAUGAAAGCUGCUACAAUCUGGUCUGCCCAGACUGAACGUUUGAAGGCCUUUCCUUCUUUUUGUCCCUCGUCUCGCCCACCCGUCACCAUCCUGAGAAUAUCCUGCUUUCGAAGCUACCGACCGUCUGCGCUCCUGCAGAAACAGCAUUCAUGAUCCACGCGGCAGGUUUUAAACGGACGAUUAAAAACUGGUGCAUGAGUGACAUGCAGCGGCGUAAUGAAUGUGUGCACGCAAUGCCUUCUUAAACAUCAUCCCUCAUCGACAGACCGCUGAAAUAUUUAUUCUCAAACAAGGAUGAAAGCCACAAUCUCAACGUCUGGUUCUUGUUCUUCAUUAUAAAAUGCGCUCGGGACAAUCUUAUGAAUGUCAAAGGUGGUCGUGUGUCACUCGUCAAUCGCCGACUGUGCUAAUAUUUAUCCUGUGCUUUUCUACCUGAACAAACGUCCCAGUUACCACAUCCGAUUUGUAAUAGUUCAUUAAAAACAUGUUCUGCUUGCUUAUUUUCUGUUCUAGUUUUAUAUGUUGCAUGUUAUGAUCACUUGAACAUUAUUUAACAUUGGCGAUACAAUAUAAGGUUUAGUCAGAUCUACCUCUAGGCCCCUCUUACAAAUAAAAGACAAAUAAAAUUAGAAAUACUUCUGGUAACAAUAAAAACAACCUGUUUAUUGUACAAAGACGAUGACACUAUAUCCCUAAAAAAAUACAAUUCCCUGACAGUACAAAGGGUUCGGAUGCUCUUGAAGUCUUAAGUGUUGACAGCCUUAAAUGUGGAGGAAGAAUAAUUGAAUUUGAGUCCACCAUCUAAACAUGAUCCAGAAUGUUAUUUGCCUUUGUUUGUUUCCUAUUCUGUAUUUGCUUUUAGCACGAGUCUUACAUUACAACUAAUUUAAUUAUCUUGUCUUACAUUUUAGUGUUUACCAGAAAGGGAAUGCUUUCACCUUUUUCCCCUUUACUACUUUGUUUUUCAUUAUUAUCAGAAAUAUCUACUGUGUAUCAUUUGAACCCUCAAAUGAAGUUACUCAGUCAGUGUAAACCCAGAAAGAGUCGACUAGUUCGGGAGAAUCAUCUGGUGUUUACAGAGCCCUGUUAUGUGUUGGUUUUUUGUUUUUGAAUCUAUUUUCCAUGCUUGCAUCACAUUUAUCUCUUAAUUAUCGUGCACAGUAUUGUCAUGUUUGCGUUCCCUCAGAAAGAGAUUGAUGUUACUGUCAUCGUGGGAGUUGUUGAAGCGAGAUGAAUGUGUGAAUUUGUUCGACAUAACUAUCACGAAAAGGCUUAUUGUUAUCGUUCUGUUGAAUUAACAGUGGUUUGUGUAAUUUAAGAUCGAUAUGUUCACCGAGGCCUGGCUGGGACAUUUAUUUCCUUUUUUUUUUGUAUUUAUGAAAUGUAAUAAAAUGUCACCUAUAUAUAA